Pelobates cultripes (western spadefoot toad) is the source of this 20738-nucleotide messenger RNA. NCBI's taxonomy places the organism in Eukaryota, Metazoa, Chordata, Amphibia, Anura, Pelobatidae. The record is from the annotation of a GenBank genome assembly.
AUAGGUCUCCCCGCAUUGUGACGCAGGCGCCGUCUGCCUGGCAACCGCGCCGCAGGUGUGAUCAGGGGGCGGAGCAUGGCUGCGGAGCGCCGGUGGCGGUGACGGAGUAACCCCGAGCUGGGGAGCCGCUCUCCCCCCUCCAUGGCGGCCCCACAGCGGGUGCGGGCCGUGCUGGACGUGUCCCUGCGGGUGCCCUCGGUGUUUGUCAUCGACGCCAUCUUGAACUCGUCCCACGAUGACUCUGCCGGCCUCCUGGCCUUCCUCCUGCAUGCCGGCCUCCGGAUACUGGGUGAGAGCCCCGCACCGACCGACCGACCGACCGACCGACCGACUGACUGACUGACUGACUGCAUGCCGGCCUCCGGAUACUGGGUGAGAGCCCCACACCGACCGACCGACUGACUGACUGACUGCAUGCCGGCCUCCGGAUACUGGGUGAGAGCCCCACACCGACCGACUGACUGACUGACUGACUGACUGCCAGCCUCGGGCUACUGGGUGAGAGCCCUGACCGACCGACCGACCGACUGACCGACUGCAUGCCGGCCUCAGGCUACUGGGUGAGAGCCCCACACCGACCGACUGACUGACUGACCGACUGCAUGCCGGCCUCAGGCUACUGGGUGAGAGCCCCACACCGACCGACUGACUGACUGACCGACUGCAUGCCGGCCUCAGGCUACUGGGUGAGCGACUGACUGACUGCCAGCCUCGGGCUACUGGGUGAGAGCCCUGACCGACCGACCGACCGACUGACCGACUGCAUGCCGGCCUCAGGCUACUGGGUGAGAGCCCCACACCGACCGACCGACCGACUGACUGACUGACCGACUGACUGCAUGUCGGCCUCAGGCUACUGGGUGAGAGCCCCGCACUGACUGACUGACCGACUGACUGACCGACCGACUACAUGCCAGCCUCCGGCUACUGGGUGAGCGACUGACUGACUGACUGACUGCAUGCCGGCCUCCGGAUACUGGGUGAGAGCCCCACACCGACCGACUGACUGACUGACUGACUGCAUGCCGGCCUCAGGCUACUGGGUGAGCGACUGACUGACUGCCAGCCUCGAGCUACUGGGUGAGAGCCCGCACUGACCGACCGACCGACAGCUGCACUACUACAGCUCCCAGCAUGCUCUGCCAGCAUUCAUUCUCUACCCACUGGGUGACACAAGUCUUAUGGUGCAGAGCAUGAUGGGAGUUGUAGUUGUGAAACAGCUGGGGAUCCUACCACAUACUGUCUCCACCAGCCUUAGCUGGUCAAAGCUUAGAUUACUAAUAAGUGUACAACUACAACUCCCAUGAUGUUGUUUAAGCAUUUAUUUUGGCUGAGGAUAUUUGGCAUUAUAUCACAGCACAUUGAGGGGGGGUGUGUGUGUGUGUAUCUAUAUGUAUAUAUAUAUAUGUAUGUGUGUGUGUGUGUAUGUGUGUAUAUAUAUAUAUUCAGACUAUCUUAUAGCAGAAGUUGAGUACCUCCUGAUUAAUGCCUUGUCAGACGUUAUGCUGUCGGUUUGAUGGGAGUUGUAGUUAUGCAACACUUGGGUGACUGACCAUAUAUUGUCCACACCAUCCUGGGCUAUCCAAAGCCUAAAUUACCAGCAAAUGUUGAAGUAUAUUGGCAGCCCCUUUGCCCUGCUGAUCAUAUAGGGACUUGUAAUUUUACAACAGCUGGCAAUCACUGGCCUCUGCCUCUGUUGGCCUUCUCAGGGACUGCUGUUCUUAUGGCACAUAUGCAACCAUGUGGGUGACAGUGCACCAUGAGAAGAGCUGUCCAAAAUAGGAUAUGCCAAAGGUUACAUAGAAGGUGUAUAUUGGCUCUGCUACAACAAACAGGAUAUUCUCAGGACACCAGUGUUUGGGGAAAAAAAAAAACUGGAUUGAGAAAUAACUAAUGUACUUGAUAAUGUGAAAAGGGACUGUCUGGAUUAUUAAGUAUAGAGGAAAUACCUUUUUUUUUUUUUUUUUUAAAUUUAUUUUUUUUAUUAAAUAUAUCGAAGCUUAAGAGUAGUUGCAAAAAAAAAAAUAAUGUUAUGCUAAUUUGCAAUUCCAUGUUUACUUUUAGGUUAUUCAUUAACACUUCAAAUGUCAGAAGUGAAAAGUGAAUUUCAUAUUCUAGGCCAAAAUAGUUGAACUUAAAUCAUAGUUGACAUUUUAUUUGAGAUUUACUUUGAAUUUCCAAAAUUCACAUUUUGAGAAUAGAUUCUGUGAGUUUAUUACAAUGAAUUGUAUCCAUUGGUAAGCUAAGCCAAUAUUGUGAAUGACGUUUGCCUUUCUGCAUAAAAAGUUUUUUUUUUCAUUUCAUGAGAAAUGCAAUCAACAAUGGCUUCAGUUCCAAAGGUUAGACAUCCAUAUGCUAUCUGAUCUUUGAAAGCUGUCUGAUACAUGUCAGGCAGGAAGAUAGUAUGGACUCUGCAUGUGCGAGUACCUGUGAAGCUGUUCUGGAAUAUUGUACAAUAUAAAUGUUUGACCACUCCUCUGUGAUAGAGGCUGUUUUCUUCACAUAAGGAGUCCUCAGGCACAGCGUGAACCUGUAUGCGUUGUGUGACUCGGGGCUUGACAAAAUUUGCUUUGAAUCUAGGAGCCAGGAAUAUUUUUUUUUAUUUAACAAAGCUUUAUCAACAAUAAAAAUGCAAUUCGCAAAGGGACACUAGUCCCCAGAACCACUACAGUUUAAUGUAGUGGUUCUGCUGUCUCUGAAUGCUUUUCAAUGUAAACACUAACUUUUCACGCUUAGUAACACCUCUAGUGGUAGUCACUUAGCCUCUAGAGGUGCUCUCUAGUCCAGGUGAGUUAAGUAGUAUGCAGCACCUGCAUUUAGCGUCUCCACGCUUUGCACGGAGGUGCUGAUUGUUUCAAUGCAUCUCUAUGAGGAGAUGUCAAUUGACGCGAUAUGGCGUUUUGCUGCACAUGCACAAUACCCUACCUUUCCUAUGGCAAAGCAUUGGAUUGGUUGAGCUCAUCAAGCUUAAUGCUCUCAGGCAAUGGAGAUCAGCGCAGCAUUGGGGGGGAAAUGGGGAGUAAACACCUUUUCUAUGCUAUCGGAGGGGGACCAGUCAUUUAAAAAAAAAAAAAAAAUUAGUUUUUUUUUUAGUAUGCAAUAACCUCAUCUCUAGCUUUUAGUAUAUAUGAUCCUUCCGCCUUAUACCUGUACCUGGCUGAAGGAUCCUGUCAUAUAUUAAAGGCAGGGAUGAGCUUUUUUUCGUUUUUAAUUAAAAAAAAAAUAUAUAUAUUUUUUUUUUUACAUAUACCCUAUAUACUUGUGUAUAAGUAGAGUGCAGUUUUGUGACCAACAAUUGUGAAAUAUGCUAUGCCUCGUGGAUAAGUCGAGGGUGAAAAUUUUGUCAGAAUUUAGCUAGAUAACAUGACAUAAUCGUAUGUAUGUAUGUGUGUGUAUGUGUGUGUGUGUGUAUAUAUAUAUAUAUAUAUUUUGCAGAGUGUGUGUGUGUAAACUGGGUGGGGGGAGGGCAUUUUUAUUAAAAAAAUUUUAAUUUUUUUUUCCCCUCCCUGCUUACCUGGUCAGGGAGGGGGCCUAUCUUCAUCCCUGGUGGUCCAGUGGAUGGGCUGUGCAGACUCGAGUAUAAGUCGAGUGGGGAUUUUUUAGCACCAAAAAUGUGCUGAAAAACUCGACUUAUACUCGAGUAUAUACGGUACUUAAUUUACAGAAAUCUAGUUCCUUUCAAAGCUUGAUGAAAUGAUUAUAUUAAAGAAAUGCUCCACUGCAAAAAUGGGUGAUAAAUAAAUCACUGUUUCGUAGAUAAAGCUCAAUAAAUACAUGCAUGUGUUCAUUGGGGUAUAUCUUAAAUGCUCCGGAACACUGCAGCCUUUCAGUCUCUUCACAGGGAAAUAAAGGCUCUGAAUUGGUGCCCUCGCGUGCAUGCACGCAUAUUUGGUAUGAGGUCUGGGUGAGCUGAUCUGAAGUCUGUGUGGGAGGAGGCAGGUGCGCUGAAGUAGAGCACGCCUGCUACUUCUGUUAGUUCGAGGUAGCUAGCUGAAGGAGGAUGCAAUCAUCCCUGGCUGUUCCAUAGUUUAUUAUAAAAGGACAGAUCUCUCUUAGAACUAGUGUUUAAAUAGAAUACUCCUCACCCAUGAAGCAAUUCAGCAAGCUCUAUAUGACAGAGGCCUAUUAAUACAUUUAGCCAAGUUGACCUAUGUUUCAAUUGCAGAUGGGAAUCACAAUUUUAAUGCUGACAAAAAAAAACACGACUGCAUUCAAUCUAUUAUUGCCCUAAAAUUAAUGUGAGCAAUGGCAGUCUGGUCAAAACUGGUUUAGUGAGUAAACCCCUAUGUUUUUUUUUCUAUUUUAUCAUGGUUUAACAUAACAAUGCUGAAGUUUAUAAAGUUUACCAGUCUAUAUCUACAAAAUUUAUGAAAAAGCAUGGGGGAAAGUUUCUCUUACGUUAAGGUGUGGGCAAUAAACCAGUCUGUCUUGUUUGUUUAACCUUUGUGGCUUCAGCCUGGCUUAUGUAUAGUGGUAAGUGAUUAAUGCAAAUUUAUCUGAAAAUCAUGUCGGUGAAGGAAGGAAAUGACUGCUCCAAUAUUUCUUAUAAAAAGAUAAUGACUGACCGUUUGACAGAGUAUAUUUUCCUCAUCAUAUAAGCCCAUCGUUGUUAACCCUUUGCAGACUUUAAAAGCUUACUUAUAAGAUCUACCCAGAUUGAUUUGUAAUUUAGAAAGCUGCACAAGCCCUGUUUGUAUAUAAAUGAUGGUGAGAAUGCACCAACUUUGAUUUUGUAGCGUUUGUGUGGGAGUUACUCUUUUUUUAAAGGGAAUCUAUAGUCCCAAAAAUACUAUAGGUAUCCCUUCCGUCCACACCUCCUUGCCCUGUAAAAAUGACCUAAAUAAAUAUUACUCCUCUCGUUUCCAGCUCUAGGACACUUUGGCUGCAGCACCAACUUCUGGUGAUUUCAACAAGCCUGCUGACUUCACCUGUGGUGUCUUCCAGUUCAAUGCUUCUCAUAGAGAAGGAUUGGAAAGAAUAGCACAUGUGCAGUAAAACGCAUUGCAGACGUUUUUUUCGGUUCCUUCAGGCAACAAGCAUCGGGCCAGGAGAUCAGCUGCCUCUUCCCCCUGGCGGCAAGGAUCACCACACACGAUCGCUGGAAGCACCCUGGAGCUGGUCUGUUAAUGCAGGUUAACAGACUGUCUGUCGGUUCAAGAUAUAAUGCCCAAGAUACUGGUGACUGAUCUAAAUACAAGCCAUUAUCCAGCUCCUCCCCCCACCACGGGAUUCUUAAUUACUAUGUUUAAACUUUAAAAAAAAAAAAAAAUUGUAAAUCAAUUUUUGUACUAAAUGUACAGUAUACCUUUUCAGCAAGGCAAUAUAAAUCAAAGCGAUAUUAAGGAUUUCACAAGUGCAUAGAAUGUUGAAAAUAAAGGAUCCGAGCACUUCAGUUAGAAAUGUGGUCUUUAUCAAGUUUAGUUUUAGUCAAAACAUGUUCGAUAUGGCGGCGAGCUGCUGCUGUAGACUUUAAAGAUAAUUUAAAUAAUUUAUGCUUGGCUAUCUUGGUUUUCUGUUGUAGUUUUGUUUGUGAGGAAUAGAAUUGGCCUUGGGUGCUGCAAAGAGGAACAUAUUAAGUUUGUAGCAACUGUUUACGAAAUGUACUGAAAUGUAAUUAAGAAGUUUGCUACACAUCCUUAUUCUAGUUUCAGCGCAAUAUCCGUACUGAUUGAAUCAAUGGUGCUGUAAUCAUAUUAUUUGCACCUUCUCUACAACCUGUUAAAGGAACACUCCAUACACCAUAACAACUACAGUCCUGCAGGACAAGUCAGGUGUCUUAACUGCGCUGAGCCUGGCCAAUCCUGCACUGUGCUAAUUGGCUGCAAGUGCUAAGUUGACAUUCUCAGCCUGUGAGCGUGGCCCUGCUUAGCUCAGAGUAGAUAAUGGGAUUUUCCUAAAAGGGGGCCUGAGAAGUUCAUGGUUAUACUAGGAAGGCACUAGGGCACUACUGGCGGUAGUGGUUAGUGCUUGGAGUGUUCCUUUUAAAGCCAACCUUUCUUUUUAAAUGAUAUUUGAUUUUAUUACCCGCUUAUAUAGCAGGCUAGGUGUGUCUCUCCUCCCAGGGUCCUGUACUAUACAAAUAUUUAACAAACUCUAUGCAAUGUAGUAUUGCAUGUGAUUUGCGCUUAUUUUAAUGCUAGGUUGAUCUCCGGGUACUGAAGUGGUGCAUGGACAAAUUGUACUAUAGAAAAUGGUCUCUGAUAAAAAUCCAUUAACAAAAUGGUGGUCAACUUCAGCUUGGUGUGUACUUUUAAACAAACUUAGAAACAUAGAAUGUGACAACAGAUAAGAACCAUUCGGCCCAUCUAGUCUGCCCAAUUUUCUAAAUACUUUCAUUAGUCCCUGGCCUUAUCUUAUAGUUAGGAUAGCCUUAUGCCUAUCCCACGCAUGCUUAAACUCCUUACUGUGUUAACCUCUACCACUUCAGCUGGAAGGCUAUUCCAUGCAUCCACUACCCUCUCAGUAAAGUAAUACUUCCUGAUAUUAUUUUUAAACCUUUGUCCCUCUAAUUUAAGACUAUGUCCUCUUGUUGUGGUAGUUUUUCUUCUUUUAAAUAUAGUCUCCUCCUUUACUGUGUUGAUUCCCUUUAUGUAUUUAAAUGUUUCUAUCAUAUCCCCCCUGUCUCGUCUUUCCUCCAAGCUAUACAUGUUAAGAUCCUUUAACCUUUCCUGGUAAGUUUUAUCCCGCAAUCCAUGAACCAGUUUAGUAGCCCUUCUCUGAACCCUCUCUAAGGUAUCAAUAUACUUCUGAAGAUACGGUCUCCAGUACUGUGUACAAUACUCCAAGUGAGGUCUCACCAGUGUUCUGUACAAUGGCAUGAGCACUUCCCUCUUUCUACUGCUAAUACCUCUCCCUAUACAACCAAGCAUUCUGCUAGCAUUUCCGGCUGCUCUAUUACAUUGUCUGCCUACCUUUAUGUCAUAUGAAAUAAUCACCCCUAAAUCUCUUUCCUUAGAUGUUGAGGUUAGGACUCUAUCAAAUAUUCUGUACUCUGCCCUUGGGUUUUUACGUCCAAGAUGCAUUAUCUUGCACUUAUCCACAUUAAAUGUCAGUUGCCACAAUUCUGACCAUUUUUCUAGUUUACCUAAAUCAUUUGCCAUUUGGCUUAUCCCUCCUGGAACAUCAACCCUGUUACAUAUCUUAGUAUCAUCAGCAAAAAGACAUACCUUACCAUCAAGACCUUCUGCAAUAUCAUUAAUAAAAAUAUUAAAGAGAAUGGGUCCAAGUACAGAUCCCUGAGGUACCCCACUGGUGACAAGUCCAAGCUUCGAAUAUAUUCCAUUAACUACAACCCUCUGUUGCCUGUCACUCAGCCACUGCCUUACCCAUUCAACAAUAUUGGAAUCCAAACUUAAAGAUUGCAGUUUAUUGAUAAGCCUUCUAUGUGCAACAGUGUCAAAAGCCUUACUGAAAUCUAGGUAAGCAAUGUCUACUGCACCACCCUGAUAUAUAAUUUUAGUUACCCAAUCAAAAAAAUCAAUAAGAUUAGUUUGGCAUGAUCUCCCUGAAGUAAACCCAUGUUGUCUCUGAUCUUGAAAUCCAUGUGUUUUUAGAUGUUCAACAAUCCUAUCCUUUAACAUGGUUUCCAUCACUUUCCCCACUACUGAAGUAAGGCUUACUGGCCUAUAGUUGCCCGACUCCUCCCUAUUACCUUUCUUGUAAAUGGGCACAACAUUCGCUAACUUCCAAUCUUCUGGGACUACUCCUGUUAACAAUGAUUAGUUAAAUAAAUCUGUUAAUGGUUUUGCUAGUACACCACUAAGCUCUUUUAAUAGCUUUGGGUGUAUUCCAUCAGGUCCCAUUGACUUAUUUGUCUUUACUUUUGACAGUUGAAAUAGAACCUCUUCCUCUGUAAACUCACUUCAUCCUAGCUGUCAUCUGCAUCCAUUUAACAACCAUACACUUAUUUUCUGAAAUCAAUCUUGGCAAGUUCUAAUUAUGCCUCUAGAACAGGGCAGCCCAAUAGGUAGAUCCCCAGAUGUUGUAGAACUACAACUCCCAUGAUGCUUUGUCUUUCUAAAGGCAUGCAAAGCAUCAAGGGAGUUGAAGUUCUACAACAUCUGGGGAUCUACCUGUUCGGCAGCCCUGCGCUAGAAAGUAUCACAUGAUUUCAGGUUGAUAGGCACAAAUACAAUAUUCGGUUAAAAUUAUAUGUUAUGUUUGUAACACCAUCUUCUGUCAAAUACCAGAUCUUUUGUAGUUGUAAAUAAUCUUUAUGGAAAUGUAUGCUUUAUUCCUCUGUAUAUAAUUCUAUCAGCAAAGCAAGCCCCUCGACGGUGGGAUGGGGGGAAUGCGUCAGGCAAAGGUAAAUUCUACUUAUCUGAAUCUGUCCACGUGUGUGCUGCCGUCAACUUCAGGCGGAUCCUCUUCAGCUCCUGGUGCUUUUGCACCAAGAGCCGAAGUCACAGCUGAACUCUUGCGCAUAUAUGAAACCGCGUGAUCCUCCAUAGAUAAAGCCAUUUCUCUGCAGCUGUCAUUGGUGAUGGCUGGGGAACUUUACACUUCUAGACACUGGGCGGAGCUACUGCUGUCUAGAAGUGUCAGGUGUAGAAAUUAUACAGAGAUAGAGUAGUCCCUCAACUUUUCUCUUGACUGGGUUGGAAUUUUAGUUAACAGUUAAUGAGUAUUUCAUAAACAUUCUCUCUCUAUGAAUACUAAUUUCUUAAGGGGCAAGGUGGGGAAUGACAGUCCCGCUUUAAAGCAUGAAACUUAAUCAAAAAUCGAGGAAUUACGUUUAUUGGCUCUCAGCACACAUACGUUGACCUGGAUUCACUUACAGACAAUGCUGCCUGGGAGCAAGAACCUACAAGUGUAGACUUGGCUCAUUCUGUUAGAUUGGUGCUGAAUACCCAGAGCCACACAAUGCUCCAACAGACAUCACAGAGACAGACAAUAUUUGGUCUUUGGGACAAGUGUCUGCAAGUCCAUCUACGUUGGCAAUGACAUUCUAGUUCAUACAUUGGUAUGCAUGCCAGGAAGUGUAAUUCAUGGCUCUCACAGGCUCCCCUUUUCAAAUCCUAUUUUAUUAGUUUGAUAAAUUGGUCAAGUAAAAGGGUGCAUGGUGACAUUCUACCACGGGGUAGGCAACCUUCGGCACUCCAUAUGUUGUGGACAUCUCCCACAAUGUCCUUAAAUCCACAAUGCUGAUAAAGCAUCAGGGGAGAUGUAGUCCACAAAAUGAAGUGUCGAAGAUUUCCUGCCUCUGCUCUAGCACCAGAACUUCUCCAAUAAACUGAAGUGGUUUGAUUGCAUUGAAUGUCUCUAAGUUUGCCAGAUAUUUAAACUGUGUACAUUAACCAGCUAGUGGAGUAUGCAGCCAAACCUGAAUUGCUUCCCUUUAAAAAAAAAAAAAGGGGGGAGGGGGGGGAAUCCUUUUAGCCUCAAACAAAUGUGUCUUCAACACUUUGACUCUGUGGCGCAUUUGUAGAGACACAUGCACAUUAGGUUCCCCUCAUGAUGAAGUUGAACACAGAUUUUUAUUUAUAACACAAUAUAGUGCUCCUUUUACUAAAAUUAUGAACAUCAUUAGACCGAUCCCACCCACGAGGCCAGUACUCAUGAGAGAUACAGCAUCGUCAUAUGAUCUGUUUAACCUUCAUUGGAUAUUAUCACUGAAGUGUAAGUUAUUCCCCUCUAUGUGUAGUAAGCCUUGGGUCCUUAUCAGAAUUAUUUUACUGUAUUGAGUUAGGAAGACCUAGUUAUAUGAAAAUGAGACAUUCAGAGAAUUUUCAAGCACUUAGAUUGUGGAAGAUCAGUCUGAUGCAAAUGCUUAAGGUCCAUUCUGUAAUGGCACAUGUGAGCUAAAAAUCUGUUUGAGGAGACAAAUCAAAGGACAAGCUAAUUAUGUUAUUGCUCAUUCGCAUGUAUUCUGGUUUUGUCCUGUAUGCAUUGCAAAGGAAUCCCUGCCAAGUAUUACUUUGCAAAGUUUAAUUAGAAACAUGUCUGUUUCAAAAUUCCAUAAACCUGGGAAAUGAAUAGACUCUUGUAUGACACGUCACCAAACUAUUCUGAUAAAUGAUUAAAGUGUAUUUGAUGCCAAGUAAGCUGACUCCAGUAUGUUCAUCAGGUGUAACUUAUCUUCAUUUAACUGCAUUUCUGUAAUUAAAACAUAUAUUCUUUCUUGAGUAAGAUGGUGUUGGGUAUAAAUGGUGAUUACAAGUGAAAUGCUGUCCCAAAGUAGUGAAUAACUUUAAAUUUAGUUUCCUACUUUAUUUUUGUCUUAUAUUUUUUUUUCAAAGGAUUUCCUUUAAAAAAAAAAAAAAAAAGACAUUCCAUAUAUGCAAAUACUUUUUUGGUAUACAGGUAGUUCAUAAAGUGAGAACUAAUUUCCCAUAGACACAAUGUAAUAAACAUGGGUUCUGUUCCUGACCAACACAUUUUACUGUUGAAAACCUAAAUUAUUCAGUACAAAUAGAAAAUGAAAGCAUAGCAAAUACAUGUAUGUUGAAGGAAUGUUAAAGGAAUACAUAUCAUAUUAAAAUACCUUCAUCAAAUUAUCUUCAAUACUCAUACUAUUCAAUGAAGAGACAUGCUGCACUUGUUAAAUGGGGGCACCUCUCUUAAGCCCUCCUACUUAUUCAUUUUCUUAAUUAACAGCUUCCCCCUCUUAUUUAUCACUUUUCUUUUACUCCUUUUAUUUUUUACAGCUCUCAAACUGCUCUCCUACUUCAAGCUUGCAUCACUUUUUUUUUUUAGCACAUUUCUGUUAUUCCUUUUUAUUUUUACAGCUCUCAAAGUUUAUUCCUUCUCCCCCUUUUCAGCCCUCCUCCUGCUCCUUACUGUUGCUGCCUGCAAAAAACAUGGCACAAUUGCAAACACACAUACACACAGACAGCUAUGUCAGACACACAGACAAAUCAAGUCAAAUCUAUACUCAAUAGCACACAGUGGAAAAAUAUUAAUGGAUUAAUAUUCAGAUUGGCUGAGACUGUCGAGGAGGCAGAUCAGGGGCAGAGCCAGCACAUGUCAAACACAGCCCUGGCCAAUCAGCAUCUCCUCAUAGAGAUGCAUUGAAUCAAUGCAUAUCUAUGAGGAAAUUUCAGUUUCUGCAUGCAGAGGUUGGAGACACCUGAAUGGCCGUGCUGCAGUUAUAUAAAAUGCAUUUUUAAUUCAGGAAAUUAAAUUAAUGUGCUUUAGCUUCAUCCCCAAGGAACAAGAAUUACCCUUUUUAAUAGAGUUGCAAGGCAGUUUUGUGGUUAUAAGGCCAAACUUAAAGGGACUCUAUAAGCACACAGGCUACUUCAUCUUAAAGAUUGGCACCCAUCAGAGGCAUUUCUGUUCAAAUAGAUUUAAAAUCUAUUUUUAUCAGAUGGUCUAAGAUUGGUUCAGCAUUGGAUUGGCAGAGAUCAUAGAUCUAUAUGAUCUCGGCCAAGGAGGUGGAGCAACCCAUGGGGACCGGCGCUACUAAGCAUAAAUAGUAAGGAAAAUAUUCCCGGCAACCCUUUACAAGUGGGUCAUUGCUGUUCAUUGGGGAUAUAGCUAAACACGUUCAAUUAAUUUCCUGAAUAUAUACAUUUUACAGAUUUUGCAGUAUCCAUACAAUGCUGUGUGUAAGAAAGAUAAAUGCAAAAAUACCACGUUAGAAGAGAUUGGUUUAAAUAAAAUGUAAAUGCGCCUCUGCCUUUUCUUUUUCUUGAAUACCUGUUUCUUUUUGUUGCUUGUUACCUUUUUAUGUUUAUAUUUUUUAGAAUUUGCAGCUCUGUUUUACUGAUGUAUUCUUGGUCAUUUGUCAACUGUUUCCCAUGUUUUGUCUUCAGCUAAAAUGGACACUAUAGUCACCAGAACAAUUACAGCUUAAAGGACCACUAUAGUGCCAGGAAAACAUACUUGUGCCCCCAUCCCCCUGCCCGGCUCUGGAAAGGGGAAAAGGGGUUAAACGUACCUUUUUCCAGCGCUGGGCGGGGAGCUCUCCUCCUCCGUGCCUCCCCGUCGGCUGAAUACGCACGCGCGGCAAGAGCUGCGCGCGCAUUCAGCUGAUCGCAUAGGAAAGCAUUUACAAUGCUUUCCUAUGGAUGCUGGCGUGCUCUCACUGUGAAAAUCACAGUGAGAAGCACGCAAGCGCCUCUAGCGGCUGUCAAUGAGACAGCCACUAGAGGAAAUGGGGAAGGCUUAACCCAUUCAUAAACAUAGCAGUUUCUCUGAAACUGCUAUGUUUAUGAAAAAAUGGGUUAACCCUAGCUGGACCUGGCACCCAGACCACUUCAUUAAGCUGAAGUGGUCUGGGUGCCUAGAGUGGUCCUUUAAUGUAGUUGUUCUGGUGUCUAGCAUGUCCCUGCAGGCAUUUUAAUGUAAAUACUGCUGUUUCAAGAAAAGGCAGUGUUUGCAUUAUUGCUUAAGGACUUCUCCAGUGGCGGUCACUCAGACGGGUACUAGAAGUGCUUCCAUUCUCUGCACGGAGACACUGAACAUUCCCCAUAGAGAUGCAUUGAUUGUCUCAGAGCGGUGUCUUGCUGCGCGCGCGUAAUAGCCUCCCAGUGUUCUCCUAUGGGAAAGCAAUUUUGAUUAUCUUAAGGCGCCAAUGCCAACAGACCCGCACAGACCUGGAAUAAAGGUGAGUAAACUCACCUUUCAAAUAGCUAACAGAGGCUAAACAUUGCUUUCACAGCUAUAGUGACAUGAAUACAGGUUUGUGUUCCUUUAAUAUAGUGCAUUGCUUGAAAUGCACAUUUACAUAUUUUUGCAUAGAUCUGUUGCUUCUACUGUUACCUUUCAUUUAAAAAAAAAAAAAAAAAAAACUCUUAAAGAAUGAUUUAAAUUUUUUUUUUUAAAAAUACCCUUAUCUAAAUGCCUUUUUGAACGUCUACAUUUCAAAAAGAUACUCUCAUGUGUGGUCAAACCGGUUCCAUGACAGCUAAUAAAAUGUAAAUACCAGAAUAUGAAAUUCAAUUGAUCUAGCUUCCCAGAGGCAGUAUCACUGGUGGGAUAGGGAGAUUAGGUGGUGGUUGCAUUUCUCUUCUGCACAUAUAUCAAACUGCUUCACCAAUUUCAGGUGUCAUAACUGCAUAUACUUAAUUGUAUCAAGCGGUAAGAGAGGUACUGCUUCAGAAAAAUGCACACAUUGCUUUCUCCUACAUUUGAACUGACCGAGAAAAACUAAUCUGGUUAAAUACAUGCAAAGACAAAGUUCGCUCUCUUGAGCCAUUCCAUUAGACAUGAUGUAUUAUUUUGACCCUUUUAAGGUCUAGAUGCUACACCAGGUUGUCAUUGUGUUCUUUGUUUUGUUUUUUUUUUUUUAUACCCUAUGGUGAAAUGGAAUGCUGUGUAUAUAAUAUAGUGGUUUAUUCUUUUGGAAUUGGAUUAUUCCAUAAAUAUAACCUUAAAUGCUUAAAGCUGUAUGUCUAUACAAUAGUCAUGGUAACUUGAGAAGUUUUUUCAUGUUGUGGUUGGAUCAGUAUUUAUUAAGGAUAUUUGUAAUUUAAGAGUAUUUUUGUAGUAAAUAUUUUUUCUUUUGCCUUUUUAGGUGUUUUGGCAUCCACGGUUGUGCUGAUGUUAUCACGAAGAGCACUUUUCAAGGUUUAUAUGAUCACCAUGGCCCUCAUAGUGGCUGCAAGUUCGAUGUUGGUGAAUUACUAUGCCACAAUGCACCUUAACUUUCACCGUGCCUAUCACUCGGUGGCAUUUGGGAUGGACUUCCUUCCACAAAAUGGACCCUCAUUGUGGAUGACACUCACUAUCUUGCAACUUUUUUUUGGGAUUGGAUUCCUUACACUGCUGGAGGUCCAGUCAGUCUACUCUCAACUAAUAAUACUGGAUCUUUUAAUCCCUGUUGUUGGUUUAAUAUUGGAACUUCCAAUCCUAGUGCAACAAGUGCUAGUGUCCAUUUCUGGCUUUGUUCUGGUCGGUUUCACUAUAGUAUGCUUGUCCAGCCGAUUUAAAUGGUUCUACUAUUCAACUCGCUAUACUGUCCUUCUGUUAAAGCAAAUGUACAGGAUUUAUGGACUACAGCUGAUGAUUGAAGAUGCAUGGAAAAAGAUUCACUUCCCCGAUGUCCUCAGAGUCUUCUGGCUCAGCAGACUCGCCACCCAGGCAGUAUUUUUAAUCUACUUGUUCAGGAUGUCCGCCAGUGAAACGGGGGAAGCCACUUACUUCAUACACUGGCAUGACAUUUGGGAACUUUUCUGCAACCUUAUAAUUAGUGGCUGCGACUCCACACUAACUGUGUUAGGGAUGAGUGCUGUAAUCUCUUCCAUAGCACAUUACCUGGGACUUGGAAUACUUGCUUUCAUAGGUUCAACAGAAGAAGAGGAUAAACGGCUUGGCUUUGUAGCCCCGGUUCUUUUUUUCAUUUUGGCCCUACAAACUGGUUUGAGUGGCUUAAAACCAGAAGAUCGACUUGUACGCCUUUGUCGGAACAUGUGCCUUUUGUUGACUGCCAUUUUACAUUUUAUUCAUGGAAUGACUGACCCAGUGUUGAUGUCACUCAGUGCCUCUCAUGUGUCCUCUUUUCGUAGGCAUUUUCCAGUAUUGUUUGUGUCUGUCUGUCUUUUCAUGUUUUCUGUUCUUCUCAGCUGCUUCUUGUGGCACUACUAUGCACUAAACACAUGGCUGUUUGCAGUGACCGCCUUCUGUGUAGAGCUGUGUUUAAAAGUAAUUGUGUCUCUCACAGUAUACACACUCUUUAUGAUUGAUGGUUACUACAGUGUACUGUGGGAAAGACUUGAUGACUAUGUCUACCAUGUGCGAUCAACUGGUAACAUAAUAGAGUUUAUCUUUGGAGUAAUCAUGUUUGGAAAUGGAGCUUAUACAAUGAUGUUUGAGUCAGGUAGCAAAAUCCGUGCUUGUAUGAUGUGUUUGCAUGCCUAUUUCAACAUUUACCUUCAAGCUAGGAAUGGAUGGAAGACCUUUAUCAACAGGAGGACAGCUGUGAAAAAAAUCAAUUCUCUUCCAGAAGUUAAAUUAUCGGAAUUGAGGGAGAUAGACGAUGUCUGUGCAAUCUGCUAUCAAGAAUUCCAAACUUCUGCCCGUGUUACGCCAUGUCACCAUUACUUUCAUGCCCUCUGCCUACGAAAGUGGCUGUAUAUCCAAGACACUUGUCCGAUGUGCCAUCAAAAAGUAUACGUGGAAGAAGACCUGAAAGACACUGCUUCAUUUUCUAACAAUAAUGGGUUUAUUGUGCUAAAUGAGGAGCCUGCUCAGGUUCCCGUAGACGAAGGUGCAGAGCCUGAAUUGGAGAACAGCCUUAGCGAAGACGAGAGUUCAGAGGGUGAUGAAGAAGAGUGGAAUAGUCAGCCGCGCACUUCCACUGCCGAAGAAUCUGUCAAUGACACUGACUCCAUGGGGGAUUAAACAUUAUUUGUAUUUAACAUUAAUUUUGCUGUUGUCUAAAUCAUUGAGAGGUUUAUUUGGGGCUACAGAGCAGAGAUUAAGCUUCCACUGUUUAAUUCUGAAAGCACAAGUUUUUUUUGAAUCUUGACGCAAGGGUUUGAACGGAACAUUUCUGUAAAGUGCUACUGUAAAUAUCUCUUGGUCUCUUUUGUGACCUGAUUAAAUGUGUACAUUCUUGUACAUGGAAUAAAAAGUUGAUUUUGCAUCACUUGUUUAAGACACCUUUUCAGCCGUGUGCAUCAGUCUCAUGGUUUUAAUGUCCUAUAACUGAGUAACCAUUAACUAUUCAUGCAGGUAUUCUGUUCUCUGCAUCAGGCUGAGACCAUGUGUACACAAUGUAAAAAAAAAGUAUCCUUUUUGGGUUUUUUUUGCAGCAGAGUAUUUCACAAAUGAGCCUUGGUCUCAAAAAAUGAUUAACACCAUGGUGUUAAUUAAAUAGCGCGUUAACUACAGAGUUUUAAAGUGUAAAAAGAAAAAUUGACCAUUUCAUAUCUGUUAAAUUACUGUUAGAUUAGUGAACCACUUAACCCAUGGUGUCCUAAAAAUAGACCCAAAUCUGGAACCUUGAGAAAAGUGUAAAUGAAGUCGCACAUUGCUAGCCCAAUGAGAAACAUCAGUCAAUUCACUGCACCAAAUGAAAGUCUGUACUAGAGAAAGAAGGGAGGGCUGGCAGUACUAUAGCUACUGAAAGAUGAUUUUUCAUAUAUCACCAAAAUAAAUGUACAUGGGUGUGAAAUUCCUAUUGCAGUUCCGGGUGUGAGGCAGAUUACAUCUUUUCGCCCUGCCGCAGGAAAGUGGCAAGACCGCUCCUGGGAGAAUAGGGUCUGAGCAGGGAGUGUGAGGUCUGUAUCUCCAUCAGGUGCAGACCUCCAUAAUCGCUACCUUGAGGUCUGGCCCUCUCAAGUGAGCCAGAAUGCAGCUGUCAGAACUAUCAGCACGCACUCUGAAUCACUGAAUGCUGAACUGCAAGGGAGAGAUUCUGAAAAAUUCAGUCCACAAUAACCCCCUAAAUCCCUCAGGCGGGUUUUAAAGGGUUCACCGUUAAACCACUAGGCAAGUUUUGACACCCUCUUACCCCCCCCAUGGACCACUAGAUUAAAACAUUGCAUGCAAAAAAUAAGACAGACCAUCCAUGAAAUCCAAGUAUAUAGAAAAAGCGGAUUGCUCACUUGCAUGUGACUGUUUUCCUUAGGAUUGUUCGGUACUAAUAUUCCACACACCACAUGAUCCAAAUGAAAAAUCCUGCACUCUUGAAUAUCUCCCCUCCCCAAAAAAUAUUUCCUGUUGAAUUAGUGUGUCAGAACAAGUAGAUUUGGGCUACUAUUUAUUUUAUUUUUUUUUGUUCUUUUUACUAUCCAUGCUGUAAUCUGUUGACACCAGGACUGCAUUUGUGAAGCUGCAGUCUAUAUCCUAGUAUUUGCUCUUAACUGAAUGUUAAAUUUUACCUUCUCUAAUGCCAUAAUCGGUUCCAUUUUAUUUUAUACAUUUUUGAAAUUAGAUGGAAUGGUAAUGGUUUGGUUUCUUUCUAUGCCAAUAUAUAAAAGUUUACUUAAAAAAAUGUGAUGGGAGCAACAUUGCGUACAGAGAUGGAUGUCUGAGAAGAAGGGCAGAACCUGGCCACCUACAGGACCCAGCUUAUUUUUAAACUGUUCAAAAAUGAUUUGACAAUUGGACAGUUCCAGGAAACUCCUGGCACCAUAAACAUCACAUCAUGCUCAGCCCAUGCAACCAUUUGUGAGCGAUCACUUCAUCAAUUGGAAACAAUGACUGUUGGGUUCCAAAACCGCCUCAAGGUACAUCAACAGUCUUGGAUUUAGACUUUUCACAAACCACUUCCAAUGAGGAUAAUGAUCAAAUAUGGACUUGUUCAUGUGCCUUGAGGAUUGGCUUGGGAACCUCUGUAGUAGUAAAAUCAUGAUGACUAUUGGUAUUCCUGUUUCUAAAAUAAACACGUGGGUUUUGUACAAUAACUGCUACUGUGGGAAAGUGUCUGUCAUUUGAUGCAGAUGCAUAUGUGAGAACCACUGCUUUUAAGGUAUUUUGAACUGCACAAAGUGUUUUAGGUUUUUUUGGGUGGAGUAGGAGUGAGUGAGUUAGGCAUGUUAGUCUUGACUAUGAGUUGCGGGGUGGGAGAGCACACACAAAAGCACUUUUUCAUAUCUCCAAAGCAAUGAGUAAUAAAUCUGUUGCUAACACCUCCAAGUCACAGUUGUUUGGUGUGCACAUUCUGUUACUUUGAGUUUACCCUCAAACUGUCUAGAAAAAAAGUCACAGAUCCAUUCUAGAUUAAGAAGAGAUGCAGAAAGCUCCUUGUGUUGACCACUUUGUAUUGGUAGUUCUUCACAGCUAAACAGAAAUUUAUGGUGAAGUAAUAAAUUUAGUCACAUGGAUCGAACUUACUGAUUCACUGCAUAGACUACUGUGCCAUUACCAAAAUAACAUUAUAUUGUGAGAUGCUGUAUAACUUUUACCUGGUUUGAAGGGUUUUAAUAAUGUGAUUAUCAUGAAAUGACUAUAUUAUAUUGGGAAUAUAUUUCAAAUUUCACAGCACACAUCUAUUAUAUAAAAUGGACAACUUGGUACAUGGAAGCAACAUUAGAUGGAAAUACAUAUCAUGUCCUCAUACUGUUAGCCAUCAUUGUUUUUCUAUACAUAAGUGUAGCAAUCAUUAAAGAGCAUUGUUCGGAAUUGAAACAGAAUUUUAAUGCCCAGUCUUAACAUAACCAAGCUGUGCAACUGAGAGACUUUUUAAAAUGGCAGACGUGUGUAUGUAUGUAUGUAUACACUUUUUUUAUUUUUAGUAAACAGACUUGAGCAAGCAAAAGCAACAACCACAGCAAUAUCACAUUUGCGACGAGUCUGCUUUAAGAUGCAUUCUUUCUUGGUAAUGUCCCAUUUAUGUAAGAUGAGGAAAAUGUGUCUAGUCAAAGCUAUGACACUGGAACAAAUUGUAAAGAUUGCUGGUGACCUAUGUGAACGUAUCAGGACUGUGCAUGGAUGAGGUCCACCGCCAGCCUAUUCCAAGACAAUCUGUUGACAUUCUAAGUGAAGGUUAAAGGCAAGUUUCAAUAAACCCACAUGCAAAAACCCCAAACAAACUGUUUUGACUAAAUACAUACAUUAUAAAUAGACUAUUUGGACAAACAACCCUACAGGGUAAACAAGGGUAUGGAACUUUAAAUUUUUGCUUCUUCCUUAUUUCAUACAGGGCUAUUUAUUGAAGUGAAUCUCAAAGUUAAGGCCAGAGUAGUCCAAAUAAAAGCAAUGCGAACUUAGAGCUUUUUCCCAGUUUGCUAUAUUGACCUUGAUUUUAAAACACACUUAGAAUUCUCACUUUAGUCGAACACCCAGUUAGUAUAGAUUUUGAUACAUACCUGCUGCUGAGCUCUAUGAAUACUUGAUUGAUGCCCGAAAGAAAAUAAAAUGCAGGCAGACACACACUCUCUCUUUCCCUUCCUUUCCGCCCGCCCGCCCUUUGGCUAUUGUGUGUCAUUUGUGGAUGCAGAUACUAGAGUCCAUUUCCGACUAAGUUUAAAAUGUGAUCAGCAAGUAGAAGUUGUACCAGUGCUCUGCGUCAGCCAGUCUGGUGUGGAUUCUGUGUCAUUCUAGCUAUUGCUUGGCUUCCUUCACAAACACUGCCACAUAGCGACUAGCAUGCUAAUUGAUUGCAGUAUCAGAAAGGUUCAUUGGAAAUAACAGACCCACUGCUGAUUCAUAGUGUAGAGAAACUCAUAAAUUGUGAAUAUAUUCAUAGGAAAGUUUUGUUUGGAUAGAGAUUAUAAUAUUUUUGACGACAUAAAUGGGAACAAGCUAAUGUGAUAAAUGAGUAAUUUAGCUACAUAUAUGUAAUCACAGUUACUGGCGGUAUAGUUGCCCACUCUACUUUCAUACAUUAAGGAGAAGCCUUUGUUUAGCUAUAAAAAAAAAAAAUAUUUCUGCAAAUUCUAUAGGGAAAGGGAAAUCACUUAAAUUUAUCAGCCAAUCCUGUUACUGUUUUCACUUCUGUGCAACACCCAUGAACCACUUUUCAGCUGUGCCAAAUAACCUUAUUCAUGAAAAUAGCAAACCAUGCAGUACCUUGUCUGUCAAUCUAGUUGGAUCUGAACUUGGUGAAUAUAGACUUGGCCUUUAAGGCUUCUUGUUGCAGUGUACUGCAUAUAUAGCUUUAAGAAAAACUGGGUUUAUUUGUUCUUAUUCUAAGCAACUGAGUUCUGACUACUGAAAUUAUCCAUAUAGUGAAACUGACUAACAGUACACAAAUAAAAACUUGUAUGUGCCGAGGUUACGGAUGGCUUGGUCUGGCCCGGAAACGUGUAAAAUACAUAUCACGUCUCAACCUAUGCUAAAAAGGAUGGAUUUUCCCGUGUGACAUAUCACUUAAAGUAUUCACGUGUUACCAGGCACAUGACCAUUAUGUGCAGACACUGUAUAGACCAUACAUAUCAAUAUCUUGGGUUGAAUAUUCAUGAUUAUAUACCACUGUCAUCUGAGUGAUAAGCGAGGUGUACUUUCAAUACACAAUGUAUAGUAAGUAUUGUGUUCUGAACAGUGGUGUGAAAUACUAAAAGUCAGGCAAUUUCACUCCCAGAAUGAAAGCAGAGGAGUCUGGGAUUUAGUUCUGAGCAUUGUGGGAUGAAAGUACAUCUCGGUGAGCGGAUUUACUUAAAAAGGAACAUUUAACUACAGGUUUUCUAUUGAUUUAAUUGGAACAAUGUAUAAAUGACAUUAUGUAACUUACCGGAAGCUUACGUAGUCACCAACUGGUCUCUAUGUACUGCUAAAUAACAAUGUAAUGUGAACGGUUUGAAAUACAUGUUCACCGCUCAGGGAUGGAAACUUACCAUAUAUUUAUAAGAAAAUACAAAUUCAAAAAAGGGAAAAUGUCUAAUAUAAUUUGUUUGAAAAUCUGUUUACUACUAAAUGGAGUCUUAAAAAAAAAAAAAAAAAAGAUUUUUAAUAUAUUGUAUAAAAACUGCCUUAAGCACUGUGGCAUGAAUUAUUGUAUAGUUGCUGAUCUGUAUACAACUAUGUUGUAUUGUUAGCAUUAAGUUACCAACUGCCUUUGUUUGCAACACUAAGCCCUCAAUAAAUCUAUUUCCAGUGUUACUUUACAGUCAACCAAACUGUCUCAGCAGUAUUAAUUCCCGUUGGCUAUGCCUUAGCCUACCACUAUCAAUAUUUUGAUAAUGUGCACAUAGCAAGACAUGAUUUCUCCAUGAGUGUCAUAGAUCUGAGUAAAAUAUGAUUGUGUUUAUUGGAUUAUUGACCACAAAUAAAACUACUCAGACAUUUCUAACGAUCCUGUAAAGUUCUACAUGUGUGGGAAAAAUACUUUCAUAGUGUUGUUGUAGAGGAUCUUCGAUAGUUCUAGUGGGUCCUCUUCUCUAGCCAAAGCCAUAAUUUCGAGCACCUGU